AAGGACUUCAGUCAUGUUAGAUAAACGGCAAGAUGAACAACUUCCUAUAACUAACAAAGCUCUACCUGAUGAAAACACAACACAACCAAAAGAGGAAGCAAGGGAUUUGACUGGAAACAAUUUCUCAUCAAAUGGUGAAAGACCCUUGGAAGAAAAACUUGGAGAUUUACAUCUUAACAAACCCAUUCAAUUCCCAGUUCCUGUGCCCCAUCUAAAGAGUGGUACCAAGCAAAGGUCAAGGCCACAUAGUCCUGAACCAAAUAAAUCUAGCAAUGCUUAUGCUCGUUCACUCUCUGCUGUGUAUACGAACCAGCAGCCAGAUAGAGGCGUACAUCUUGUUGAGGAUCAUCUGCCAGGACCAUCCAAACGAGGCUCUGGAGGUUCACCAGAGUUGCCAGGACCUUUGCUGCCUUAUGCCAAAAAGGGUCAGGUGGUUUACCAUUCAGCCAUGAUUCAACUGUCUCUCACACCUGAAGUGGAUACAUUUAUCAAUUCUAUAGUAAGAAAAUAACUUUUUUUUUUUUUACAGUAAACCUAUGAAUGUAUUUUUAAUUAGAUCUAAUAGUUUAUGAAUAGUAAUUUAAGUAUGCUAUAUAUGAAAUAGAGUUUUUUCUCUAGAAAUCCAUGAAUUUAUUUCAUACUUUGUGAAAUGAACUACUUAUUCUCAAAACAAUUUUAAUAAAUAGUUUCAUCCCAGUUUUCAAAAUAUAACAUUUAAAAAUGUAACUUUAUUAUUUAAGAGACAAAAUACUUUAAUAUUUAAUACAAUGUAUUUCCCUUCAUUCAUUGUGACUCUUUCAUUUCAUGUUUAAUGCAACUUUAUUAACCAAGACACAUAACACUUUUACAUUCAUUUAAACGAAUGUUUCAAACAGGAUGAAGAAAAUAAACUUGCUAUAGAAAACCGUUUGUCCAGCAUUGGUCAAGAAAUUCUAGUAUUGAGACGUCAGAGGAAGAAAACUCAGAGAUUCUACAGUCGACUAAAUAAAGGCACAAAAGUUUCAAAAGGUUGCUAUAAUUUUUAGAUCCAAGAUUUAUCGUCCAUAAUUUUUGUCAACAAAUUUCAUGGCUUAAAAAUUAUAAUUAGCUUUGUUUAAUUUUGUUUAAAAUAUAUAUAUAUAAUUUAAAUAUAGCUAUAGCACAAAGGCUGAUUUAGAAAUUUUAUUUUAUUUUUAAAUUAUUUUAGACUAUAUAUCAUACUGACUUUAUAGCCAACCUGCAUAUUUAAACAUCUCUUAAUUGCUUUUUUUAACUUAUUGAUUUGAGAGCUACAUAAUGAACAAAUAGUAUAUAUUUAUGUUAUUUCUGCCUGGCAGAACUUUUUCAUUCAUUUUAUUACUUAUGAUACAAAAUAAUUUACAACACAUUAUCUAUACUACCCCUAUCUUUGAUGACUGAUUACAGUUUAUAGUUUUCAUUUGUAACUUAAUUGUAACCCACAGGAGAUCAACAUGUUAGUGAACAGACUAUGAAAGAACUUAAUGAAGUCACAAAGAAGCUUGCAUUCUUGCAGUUAUGCAGGACGCACCUAGAGGUAGAUUAUGACUUGUUUCGACAUAUCAGAUAA
Messenger RNA from Lymnaea stagnalis (great pond snail), 1567 nucleotides. The record is from the annotation of a GenBank genome assembly. Lineage: Eukaryota; Metazoa; Mollusca; Gastropoda; Lymnaeidae.